Aphanomyces invadans is the source of this 1233-nucleotide messenger RNA. RefSeq lists its product as hypothetical. The transcript has 9 exons. The coding region runs from base 58 to 1095 and encodes 345 amino acids. Lineage: Eukaryota; Oomycota; Saprolegniomycetes; Saprolegniales; Verrucalvaceae. The record is from RefSeq and is a predicted model, not a curated record. Gene Ontology annotation, molecular function: calcium ion binding.
GAACGCCGCUGAUGGAAGCGUUCCAUUUUCGAAUUCCCCAAGAAUAGACGCACGUCCAUGGACGUUACGAGGCAAGUACGGUUCGAAGAGACGCUCGUGGCGGGCGAGUCUUCGCCACGGCACGACAUCACCACACACGAGAUGGGCAACAAGGCAUCGGCCGGGUCGCCGUCAUCCGCACGAGAAGAUCGCGCUGGAGUGGCGGCCGUACACCACCACCCCCAUGCAGGACAUCCGGUUCCUCCACCCAUUAUCACGCACGAGAUCAGCGUCCAACCCAACCCCCAUCAUGUGUCGUCGUCGCUGGAUCAAAAGUUGAUCAACGCCUUCAAGGAGCUCCGAGUGCGCCGCGAGAACGACGCCCACAGUCACGACAAGCAUGACCCCUUCACCAAGAUCCUGCUAAAGGGUCCAUCUCUCAAGCAAGCGUUCGAUAGUGUGCGCAGUACGUUUGACGCGUUCGACACGCACAAGCAAGGGUCCAUCAGCUUUGGAGACAUGGAGGAAGCGUUGAAUCGACUCGGUGGGAAUUUCACCAAGGACGAGGUUUACGACGCCUUCAACGAGGCCGACAUGACCGAGUCCGGACGUCUUACGUUCAAAGAAUUCCUCGUGUGUCUUGCAAUCGGCUUUGUCCUUCAUCGCAUCCCAGCUUUGGACGACCGCGAACCCGAUGGCCAGCCUCAACUCAGCAUCUUUUACGCGCCCUUGAACAGCUCCAUCAAGGACGGCGAGCCCAAGUCGCUUCUCUUUGGCGACGGAAACAAGCUACGCCAGGCGUUCCAUUUGGCCGUGGACGUCUUUUUGUGGUUUGACAUCGACGGCGACGGGCUCAUUGAAAGGAAUGAAAUGCUAAGCCGACUGCACGAAUCCAUGCAUGAACAUUCGCCGACGAAAAAGACGUCCAAGCAGCGGUCAUUCCUCAAAGCCUCCGACGCCACGGUCACCUGCCCUGCCAACUCGUUCAUCACCCAACGCCGGUUCAACGAAAUGGACUGGGAUCACGACGGAAGCAUCACGUUCAAGGAGUUCCUGAUGGCGUUCGAGUCGUGGGUCGGCGUAGACGACGAGGAUGACUGCGAGGCCACCGACUAACUACUUUUGUGCAAAUGUGUGGUAUGCGAUGGAAAAGUUGGCGUCCUUGCCCGGUAGCAUGCGCCGUCGCAUUCAAGGAUUAUGAUGGCAGUUUGUGGACAACACAGCACCAUGUCUGCGUCAGCUUUGCGCGGAAGU